Schistocerca cancellata (South American locust) is the source of this 3218-nucleotide messenger RNA. RefSeq names its product glutamate receptor ionotropic, kainate 2 (gene KaiR1D). Lineage: Eukaryota; Metazoa; Arthropoda; Insecta; Orthoptera; Acrididae. The coding region runs from base 255 to 2936 and encodes 893 amino acids. Gene Ontology annotation, molecular function: glutamate-gated receptor activity; transmitter-gated monoatomic ion channel activity involved in regulation of postsynaptic membrane potential. The record is from RefSeq and is a predicted model, not a curated record. Gene Ontology annotation, biological process: monoatomic ion transport; synaptic transmission, glutamatergic; modulation of chemical synaptic transmission. Gene Ontology annotation, cellular component: plasma membrane; postsynaptic membrane. The transcript is spliced from 19 exons.
CAUUUUUCCUCGUGUAACAGUAGUGUGUUAAGGUUCACGCGUUCGUUACGUGUUCGUCCUUGCAGUUAACAAAUCGUUCGCAACAAGUGUUUAACAAAACACGUGUGACUGCUGCUUGAAACACUUCAGAGGAGCAGACAUCGACGGCCGUCAACAGAAAGUUACUACGGAAGCCUAUAUCCCAAACGACGACGGCCCCCCACGUCUUGCAGGCGGUGCUGGAGGCGUAGGGAGGGUGGCAGCAGCGCGGCGCCAUGCUGGUGGCGCUCCUUGCGCUGCUGCCGUUGGCGAGCGCGCUGCCGGAAGUCAUCCGCAUCGGGGGGCUGUUCCACCCGGCGGACGACCGGCAGGAGGUGGCGUUCCGGUACGCCGUAGACCGACUGAACGCCGACCGCAGCGUGCUGCCCCGAUCGCGGCUCUCUGCGCAGAUCGAGAAGAUAUCUCCACAGGACAGCUUCCAUGCCUCCAAAAGAGUGUGCCACCUGCUUCGGAGCGGCGUGGCGGCCAUCUUUGGGCCCCAAUCUGGCCAGACGGCGAGUCACGUGCAGUCCAUCUGUGACACCAUGGAGAUCCCCCACUUGGAGACGCGCUGGGACUAUCGCCUCCGUAGAGAGAGCUGCCUUGUCAACCUCUACCCGCACCCCACAGCACUCUCCAAGGCGUACGUAGACUUGGUCAGGGCAUGGGGCUGGAAGUCGUUCACAAUUAUCUACGAGAACAAUGAAGGAUUGGUGCGCCUGCAAGAGCUGCUGAAGGCCCACGGGCCUUCCGAGUUCCCAAUAGCCGUGCGUCAGCUAGGCGAAGGCACAGAUUAUCGGCCAUUGCUAAAACAAAUAAAAAAUUCGGCCGAAUCUCACAUUGUGCUUGACUGCUCGACAUCACGGAUAUACGACGUCCUCAAGCAAGCACAACAAAUUGGAAUGAUGAGUGAUUAUCACAGCUACCUAAUAACUUCAUUGGAUCUUCAUAGUGUCGACCUGGAAGAAUUCAAAUACGGCGGUACUAAUAUCACCGCAUUUCGUCUUGUGGAUCCAGAGAAGCCAGAAAUAAAGAAAGUUAUCCGUGAUUGGGGCUACGGCAGCUAUGGCCGGAAAGCAGACAUGGGUCCAAUUAGGACAGAAACAGCGCUGAUGUAUGAUGCAGUUCAUCUAUUUGCCAAGGCCCUUCAUGACCUUGACAGCAGUCAAAGGAUUGACAUUAAGCCUCUUAGCUGUGAUGCAGUUGAUACAUGGCAACAUGGAUACAGCUUAAUCAAUUAUAUGAAAAUUGUUGAAAUGCAAGGUCUGACAGGUGUCAUAAAAUUUGAUAAUCAGGGAUUCCGUAGUAACUUCUUGUUAGACAUUGUUGAACUCAAUAAAGAUGGUCUGAAGAAGAUUGGUACCUGGAAUUCUACUGAAGGUGUCAACUUCACUCGAACAUAUGGUGAAGUCUACACACAGAUUGUUGAGAGCCUACAAAAUAAGACAUUUGUUGUUACCACAAUUCUUAGUUCUCCAUAUUGCAUGAGGAAAGAGUCAAGUGAGAAACUUACAGGAAAUGCUCAGUUUGAAGGAUAUGGAAUAGACCUAAUACAUGAGAUAGCAAACAUACUGUGUUUCAAUUACACAUUCAAACUAGUACCUGAUGGUAGAUAUGGAUCAUACAAUCCUGAAACUAAGGAAUGGGAUGGAAUGAUGAAAGAACUCCUUGAUCAGAAAGCUGACUUAGCUAUUGCUGAUUUGACAAUUACAUAUGACCGAGAGCAAGCUGUGGACUUCACAAUGCCAUUCAUGAAUCUUGGUAUCAGUAUACUCUAUCGCAAACCAAUAAAACAGCCACCAAAUUUGUUUUCAUUUUUGUCUCCAUUAUCUCUGGAUGUGUGGAUAUACAUGGCAACUGCUUACCUAGGAGUUUCAGUCCUGUUAUUUAUACUUGCCAGAUUCAGUCCUUAUGAGUGGGACAAUCCUCACCCUUGCAAUGAUGAGCCUGAUGUAUUGGAGAACCAGUUCAGUCUGUUGAAUUCACUAUGGUUCACGAUUGGUAGCCUGAUGCAGCAAGGUUCUGAUAUAGCUCCCAAGGCAGUUUCAACACGGAUGGUUGCUGGAAUGUGGUGGUUUUUUACCUUAAUUAUGAUAUCAUCCUACACAGCCAACUUAGCAGCUUUCCUUACUGUUGAGCGAAUGGAUUCUCCAAUUGAGAGUGCGGAAGACUUAGCAAAACAAACAAAAAUAAAAUAUGGUGCUCUCAGAGGUGGAUCAACAGCAGCAUUUUUUAGGGAUUCCAAUUUUUCAACGUACCAGAGGAUGUGGUCAUUCAUGGAGUCUGCUCGUCCAAGCGUUUUUACAAGCUCAAAUGUUGAAGGAGUGGACCGUGUUGUGAAAGGAAAAGGCAGUUAUGCUUUUCUAAUGGAAUCAACAUCAAUAGAGUAUGUUAUUGAACGGAACUGUGAGCUGACCCAAGUAGGAGGACUUUUGGAUUCAAAAGGCUACGGAAUUGCCAUGCCACCAAAUUCUCCAUAUCGCACUGCUAUAAGCGGAGCUAUUUUGAAGUUGCAAGAAGAAGGAAAGUUGCACAUACUGAAAACACGUUGGUGGAAAGAAAAACGUGGUGGUGGGACAUGUCGAGAUGACACCUCCAAGAGCAGCAGCACAGCAAACGAGCUUGGACUGGCCAAUGUUGGAGGUGUUUUUGUUGUGCUGAUGGGUGGCAUGGGUGUUGCUUGUGUGAUUGCUGUUUGCGAGUUUGUCUGGAAGUCACGAAAAGUAGCUGUUGAAGAAAGGUCAUCUAUCUGCUCUGAGAUGGCUGCAGAACUAAAAUUUGCUCUACGUUGCCGAGGUUCUACUAAACCAGUGCGCAGGAAGAGACAUGUUCAGACAGAGGAAGAACAUCCUACUCAGUUUAUGCCUCUUGGGGCUUAUGGACAGUAUGAUUUUAUUGGCAAGGAACUGCUACCUUGAUUCUUGGAGAGAACAGUUAUCACAAUAUGUUGUAAUCAAAACUGAGAAUAAAAAUCCUUGUUUAUUUGACAGAACCAUUUAGGGACUCUGUGUCAUGUACUUCUUCUUGUGAAAAUAAGGAACAUUUAUUUUUAAUUGUUGGUAAUCUACUAAUGAUCCAUGCAGUUACUGAUGUGAAAUUACAGAUGGAAGUUUUAUGUAUAAUAGAUUAUAUUGCUGACAGUAUUAUCUUCAUUUCUAUCUGUUACAUUAUUGUUUUUGUCUUUUUUUUUUUGGGGGGGG